Chelonia mydas (Green sea turtle) is the source of this 12860-nucleotide messenger RNA. It is a transcript of the gene RO60, whose product is annotated as Ro60, Y RNA binding protein. Bases 164 to 1780 code for a protein of 538 amino acids. Gene Ontology annotation, cellular component: ribonucleoprotein complex. The record is from RefSeq and is a predicted model, not a curated record. NCBI's taxonomy places the organism in Eukaryota, Metazoa, Chordata, Testudines, Cheloniidae. The transcript is spliced from 9 exons. Gene Ontology annotation, molecular function: RNA binding.
CACACCUUUCACGCCCUCUUAAGGAUCGCCCCUCCCGACGGCCUUGCCCCUGCCGGAGGCACCGAGAGCCGUCCGUCUUCUUAAGGCUGGGUGUGGAGCCCUUCUGCGAGCGGAGGCCUCUCCUGCUUUCGCCACCCCCUCGGCUUCCUGAAACUCUUAAGCAAUGGAUGAAGACGCAAAUCAAAUGCAGCCCUUGAAUGACAAGCAGGUGCUGAACUCGGAAGGUGGAUAUGUAUGGCAGGUCACAGAUAUGAAUCGACUCCACCGUUUCUUAUGUUUUGGUUCAGAAGGUGGCACUUACUACAUCAAGGAGCAGAAACUGGGCUUUGAAAAUGCUGAAGUUUUAAUAAGACUGAUUGAAGAUGGCAAAGGUUGUGAUGUGGUACAGGAAAUAAAGACGUUCAGCCAAGAAGGCAGGGCAGCAAAACAGGAGCCCAUGCUUUUUGCUCUUGCAAUUUGUUCACAGUGCUCUGAUGCAAAAACAAAACAAGCAGCAUUUAAGGCUGUUUCUGAAGUCUGCCGCAUACCAACUCAUCUGUUUACUUUCAUCCAGUUUAAAAAGGAUCUGAAGGUGGGCAUGAAGUGUGGCAUGUGGGGCCGUGCCCUGAGAAAAGCUGUUGCAGACUGGUACAAUGGAAAGAAUGGCCUGGCUGUUGCUUUAGCAGUUACAAAAUAUAAACAAAGAAAUGGUUGGUCUCAUAAAGAUCUGCUGAGGUUGUCCCACCUAAAACCUGCCAGUGAAGGACUUGCUGUAGUUACUAAGUAUAUCACCAAGGGGUGGAAGGAAGUCCAGGAGGCAUAUAAAGACAAGGAAUUUUCUUCUGAGACUGAAAAAUUGUUAAAAUAUCUGGAGGCUGUGGAGAAAGUGAAACACACGAAAGAUGAAUUGGAAGUUAUUCAUUUGAUAGAAGAGUAUAGGUUAGUUAGGGAGCAUCUCCAGACAAACCAUUUGAAAUCUAAAGAGGUGUGGAAGGCAUUGCUGCAGGAGAUGCCCAUUAUAGCAAUGUUGAGGAAUCUAGGAAAGAUGACUGCAAAUUCAGUACUUGAACCAGCAAGCCCAGAAGUAGCAAUGGUGUGUGAAAGACUGAGAAAUGAGAAAUUGUUAAAAAAGGCUCGAAUACAUCCAUUCCAUGUUUUGGUUGCAUUAGAAACCUACAAAACAGGACAUGGAAACCGGGGAAAACUUCGGUGGCUUCCUGAUAAAGACAUUUUAGAAGCUCUUGAUGCCUCUUUUUACAAAACAUUCAAGACAGUGGAACCAACAGGAAAGCGUUUCUUGCUUGCAGUUGAUGUCAGUGCUUCCAUGACACAAAAAGUUUUGGGCAGCGUGCUCAAUGCUAGUACAGUUGCUGCAGCAAUGUGUAUGGUUGUUGCACGCACAGAGAAAGAUUCCAAUAUUGUUGCCUUUUCACAUGAAAUGGUCCCCUGUCCAGUGACGAAAGACAUGACAUUACCUCAAGUAUUAGUGAAAAUGUAUGAAAUUCCAAUGGGUGCUACUGAUUGUUCUCUUCCAAUGAUAUGGGCUCAAAAAACACACACAGCUGCUGAUGUCUUUAUUGUGUUCACUGAUAAUGAGACCUUUGCUGGAAAUAUUCAUCCUGCAGUUGCUCUAAAGGAGUACAGAGAGAAAAUGGGUAUUCCAUCUAAACUGAUCGUUUGUGGAAUGACAUCAAAUGGCUUUACCAUAGCAGACCCAGAUGAUAGAGGCAUGUUGGAUAUAUGUGGCUUUGACACAGGAGCUCUCGAUGUCAUUCGCAACUUCACUUUGGAUUUGAUUUAAUCUCUUAGCACUUGUUAUUCACAGUGGGUCCGUUGCUGGCAAGAGACUCUGCCCUGAGAACUCCCAGCCAAAUGUACUGUACUAAAAUAUGGCACAUGAUGCACAUAUCAAAAUGAUACCUUUUUGUAAAGGGAAAGGCAGAUGAGAAAUUACUUUUUUUUUUUUUUCUGUUGCAUGUAGUUUAAAAAUAACAAUGGGAAAGCCUGCUAAACGUAGCUACACAGUUUGAUUUAAUUUCAUUCAUAAUAGUUGAACAAUACUAAGGUUUUCUGUCACUGUACAAUGCCUUUGUCUUCAAUAAUAAAUUGAUGAGUUACUUCUGGUAUUGGGAGUCUGGGCAGGAAAGGGAAAUGGUGUUAUUGUUUUUAAAUAGUGUCAAUUUAACAGCAAUUUACUCACGGUUUUUGGUUUGUUUUUUUUAAUAUUUGUAUUUGCGAAGAAUAAGAUUCAACCUUUUCCAUUGUUCAGUUUCAAAUCUAUAAAAGAGAAAUUAUUUUCUGGAGUGCACUAGACCGUGUAACUGUGAUGGAGUGUAAAAGUUACUUGUCAAAUUUUAUACUGACAAAGUAAAAGUGGAAAUAUGUGAUUAAAUUGUGAUAAUCAGACUUUUUCUGAACAGAUUACUAUCUGGAUCUUCUAAAAUAAAAUAUGUAACUUUUGGUAAAUUGAAAGGCAGUUUUUGUAAAUUGCAAUUUCUGCAGACUAUUGUAGAAUUUGUAUGCUUUGUAAGAAAUCUCUACAAACUUUUUGGCAAAAGAAAGGAUCCCUGAAGUCAUAAAAUGAAGUCCCAUCCUCCAAAGUAAUAGCUUGCUGAGGUUUCAAGUGCUUUUUCGAUGAGGAAGAUUAACAGAUACAUCUGAAUUAGUGUGACUCUUAAGUUUUGGUCAUCAUAACCAGAAAAAAAAUUAGCUGUUAAUUUCUGUAUUAUCUGCUCAUUCUUUUGAAGAAAUCUUACCAUCCAAAAAAGCAGAGCACUUCUUAGCAUUUGUUUUAAAAAGAAAUUCAAUCAGUAAUCUGUUUUCAAAACUACUUCUACUUUGUAGUGACAUUCUUACAGUGAUCUUUCUGCAUUAUACAGCUGCCCCCUUCACACUCAAAAUCUUACUUGUUUAGCAGUGUUUUGGAAAUGAGUGUUUUAAUCUUCUGUAUGACAAUAAAGAAAGAAGAGGACAAAAGGCAUAGGGGAGAAAGUUGUGUCUACAGAUAACUUCUUGACUCUGUUUUCGAGCAGGAAUUAAUAGUAACGUGUUUUUUCUGUCUAUCCAUCAAAAGGUCUCUUCAGAAUGUCACAGAUUAAGAAUACAAGUUUUAUCUUUAAGGUUUUUAAGUAAUACUUUACAUCUUUCCCUAAAUUGUAUGCAUGUGGCUGUCACUGUCCUGCUAGCUGUGGUUAUUUUAAAAGAUUAAUUUGGUAUUUGUUUGAAAAAGAUUGUAGUUAUAAAAUAAGCUAAUUAUAGUAAAUAAUACAUCACACUUCUGUUGCUAUGCUGAAAAUACCGUUUGAGAUGUAAAGCAGGUGUUCACAUUUGAACAAUGUAUAAACUCUUGAUAUCUCCUUAUUCAAUAUGUUUAAAGUAUAAAGAAAAUAAGUUCAAAGUUAGUGUUAGGAGGAUGGAGAUUUUAGACUCUGACAAUAUUUAAAAUAUAGAUGGGUGACUGCAUGCCCCAGGCUUACUGCCUCAAUUUGUCAGACUAAUGUUCAAGGUGUCAUACUACCCAUUUAUGCCAUACUUCAAGGAUUAAUUAGAACAGUGAAGAGUCCCACUCUGUCAUGAAUUUUACACGGACAGCAUUUGAGCUGUUUUUAAAAUUGUCUUUUGAAGAACUGGUGGUAAUGGAGUAGUGGCUUUCAGUCAAAGUGAAUGGAACUUCUUUCAGUUAAUAGUUGGUAAGUGACAGUGCAGUAGUAGAAUAAAGUUUUCAAAAUGCGGGGCUACUAACAGUUUUUUCAGGUGACAACAUCCAGAAGCAACUCCAUUGCUUUCUUUGUAAAAGGAAUUUCAAGAGGCAGGUCCCCCAUAUUAUUUUUCUCCUUGUAAUCUAUCCUUUUGGAGUGAGAGAUUCCCUGACAUUUUCAAGCCUCCUGCAAAAGAGGUACAGAGAACGUGGGGAAUGCACUCACUUGAGCAAGACAUGUUGUUAGUUAUUUCAAAUAAAGGCACUGGUGGGUUUUGUUUUUUUCUUUUUAAAUAUAGUAAUAUUUUCUAAAUCACACAAUAGUUGAAUAUUUAAUAAAAAUGUUUACUCCUGAGCCAGAGAAGUUAAUGAAAACUGGGUAGGUGUUGUAAGUAGUUUAUUAUUGGGAAGUAAUAAGAGUCUAGCGUUUUAGUAUAAAUAUUACAUGGAUUGGAAAAUUAGGAAGCUGUGUACUUAGAAAAUAUGAAAUGACCUUAUGCAAUUCUUGCACAAACCUAUGAUAAUUAAAAGGAUUUGAUAGGACUAAUGACCGUACUAACAGAUUAAUAGUGGAAAAUUACACUAAUACUGAAUCAUUGAAAUAAGCCCAGCUGAAAACCUAAAUCCUUGAACUAGAUAAACAGAAUAAAGGUAAACAUUCAGUACAGUCUACAGGACAUUAAGUACAUCUGUUAGAGUUGUGUACCACUUCUAGUCAUAUCCUCUCCAUUAUUGAAAAGAUGGAGUACAGAAUAUGCUCCUAAGUACUUACCUUACUCUCUACUGAAAGACACUAAUAGGGUACAGUUUUACAUUCUGACUGGUUUUGUUUGUACUGAUAGGACUAUAUUGUACCCUGUGUGGGCUGUCCCCCGAAAUGUUCCCAUUAGUGGAUGAAUAGGGUUUGUGCCUUCCUUCCAUGGAAGUGGUAGAGAGAGGAGUCCUUUUCCCCAAUAGCAGAUUGCUUGAGAUCCGCAAAGGCCUUACUUCUGGCAGAAGUCGGGAGGCAAAACAGAGGGGCUGCUGUCACCUAAGCCUCCCCUUGAAGGUUUCUAGAGUACAGAGAGGGAGAGCUGGAAGUUUAACACUGACAAGGUCAGUAUUAGCGUACAUGCUAAAGUCCCACAAGUCUGGAAGACGUAUUUCCACUCACGUUCUCUUUUUGCAUAUGGUUCUGAACCCUAAGGUUGGGAGCAUAAAGCAUAACAUAUGCAUAGAGCAUAACCUGAUUGCUAUGGUUGUUUCCUUCUUUAGUCUUAAAUCCAGUAACCAAACAGUUUCUAGUCUGCAGAAUGAAUAGGUCAAGAUAAUUUGCAAAUUGCAGUGUUGAUGUGUGUGUGUUUGGGGGGGGAGGGUGAGAACUAGUCUAAUAGUUACAGUAACAUUAAAAAAAAUACCAUUAAAAUGUGUGAAUCAAAGGCAUAAUUGCUAAACUUUAUUCAGAAUUAAAUUAUUUAUGGUAAAUAUACUGUAUUACCUUUUCACCAAAGAGGAGAGAUGACCUUAUCAUGUUAAUGUUAUUGUUUGCAUUGGUGGAACACUUUGUAUUUUAUCUAGAGCCAAAUGGAAACAAUAAAGUAUAAUUGUGCACUCAGAUUUAUUACAGAAAGGAGAAAUUUAAGAGCUAGUUUGAAAUGAAGUUCAGUUUUUCAAAGCGAGUAUUUCCAAAUGUCUGCAGUGGGCAAAAGUCCAGUUAGGGGUGUGGUUUGAUUUCCUGAUACCUACCUGAAUAAAGAGGCUUUCAAAUCAAUUUCCAUUUCACUAGGAACCCACAUGCUAGAUUUUCAUUAGAGUUAUUGAUAGCUACAGAAUACGUAUGUGGGUUGUUUAAAGAAUGAAAAACACUUAGUAAUAGCCGGGUUUGUAAUAUAUAGUGUUGCUGUGCAAGAGGCUAAUGGAGUUUGGAAGCAUUUCAAAGGGGGGGGCGGUUUGAGAACUGGAAGCAUAAUAUGUAAGUAAAACUCAGAAAGGGUGAUCAAGUGCUCAUUGAUUUUAUAUGCCAAGAGCUUGCCUCAAAGAAGUGAGAGGAUACUUUUUUGAUCAGAGCAGUGACAACGGAGCCCAAACUAUAAACCCAUUGCUAGAAGAAUAUGUAUGUGGAUUUAGGACUUCAAAAAAACAACUACCUGAUUUAAGAUCCCAAUUUGGGUAGCUCUUUAAAAAGACAAUUGGGGGCAGGGGGAAACUGUUUCCUGAAAACACUUAGGCCAUGUCCACACUUACCCGUAGAUUGGCUCUGCUGCAAUCGAUGCAGCAGUGUCGAUUUAGCGGACUGUUGAAGACCCACUAAAUCGAUCGCAGAGUAUUCCCCAGUUGAUUCUGGUAGUCCAGCUCCCCAGUUGCCGGGAGAGAGAGGGAAGUUGCCGGGAGAGCUUCUCCUGUCGAUCCAGCACAGUGUAGAUGCCGGGGUAAGUUGACUUAAGCUACGUCGACAUCAGUUCAGUUAUUCACAUAACUGAACUAGCGUAACUUGGGUAGACUUGCCGCAGUAGUCUAGACCAGCCCUUAAAUUCCCUCUCCCUUUUUACCUCAUUUAUUUACAUUUUAGUGUAUUUAUAUAUAUGUUAUAUAUAUAUCAAACAAUUUAAAAUAACGAAAUAUAAAAUAUAGAAAAGUUAAUUAAAAUGGAACUUAACAGGUUGUCAAGAAUUGGGUUUUACACUGAGAAAUUUGGACUUAGAAUAAAGAAGGAGAAUUUGAGAUCCAUUUGUAUUUUUUAAAUACAGGAAAGAGUGUCAUUUACCCACAAUCCUAAAAAUGGAAACGAUAAUCUAAAAAUAAGUCUACUCAGCUUCCAAAUGUCAUGGGGCCAGUUUGAUAAAACAGCAGUAAAGUAACUGGCCAUAAAACCACUCUGUGCUUAAAAGACGUAUUAUGUCUGUCUACAAGCUAACUGACUUAAUUAUAUAAUUAUGACAUAAUCAGUAAUAAGAAGCAACAUUUUUAUACUCCUUUAAGCCCCUAAAAGUGUGUCCUUAAAAGGCUAUACAGCACAAACCUUAUAUUAUUCUUGGUUUAAAAUGUAUAUAAAUUAAUCUAGACUUUUUCUUUUUAACCUAUGUUUGAUCUACAAAGGCACCUUCUUCAGCUAAUCAUUGUUAUCCAUUGCAAAAACACUGCACUUCUUAAUCAUGUAGCUAGUUGGCUGCCUGCCCCAAGCUGGGGCAUUAGUUGUGCCAGUUCUAUCUAUUGUCCUUGCCCCGUUUUGUUCUCCCACUGAUACUGGGGUGUUUUUUUCUCUUCCCCAUCUCUGUUCUGGUCUUUAAUCUUUACUUCUAUUUAACUUCACAAUUUGCCAUGUGCUUCUGAUCUCAUUCGGCACUAUAGUAAGAUUGUUGUUGGUUUGUAAAGUUGAUGAGCAUGCUGUAUUUCCUCAUUAAUAACAACUAACACCAGAGCAUUCUUUUUAUUUACAAUUUUUUGCCUUAAAUAUUUUAAAACUUAAAUAAUUUUCAUUUCUUUAGCAUACAAAUUGUAGGAAAAGUUAUUUGUAACUAACUAGAUCAGAUUUUUCAUAAAUUAUAAAGCCAGAAGAGGCACCAUUGGGAUCGUCUAGUCUGAUUUGUAAAAUACAGGAAAUAUAUCAUUGCACAUAAAAUCUGCUUCUUCGAGUGCUUGCUAAUGUCCAUUCCAAUGUAGGUGGGCGCGCGUCGCAUACACUGUCGCUGGAAAGGUUUUUCCUCAGAGGAAUCCGUUGUGUUGGCUCUGGUGCCCCCUAGAGUUGUGCCCUCGUGGCAGGGUAUAUAGGACACCUACCAACCCACUGCCCCUUCAGUUCCUUCUUACCGCCUGUGACAGUCUCUGGAACAUCUCUGGUCUCUUGCAAGUGCUUCGUCUCAGUGGACUUUUUCUAUAAAAUAGUUGUAAAUAGCUACUGUUAGUGGUUAAUUAGGACGUGUAAGCAGUAUAGUUAUUAAAUGUUUCCCGCUUAGUGGAGUUAGGCCACCUGGGCCCAAGUGGGCUGCCUCAGUCCCAGGGGUUCAAUCAGUGAGCGGCGCGCCACAAACCAAUGCCAGUUAGUGACCCACACAGUAGUUGUCUGAGGUGUCUGGGGAAUGCAGGAGCAAUGCAGAAUCUUCAGGAGCUUCAAGCCCAGGACAAAAAAGGACAGGGACAACAGACUUAAGUUCCUCCUCAUGGGGGCAGUGCUUUGUCCCCCCUCAGUGCCAAUUCAGGUGGAAUUGGCACCAAGUACUUGGAUGUUGGUAAGGAGUGCCCUCGCCCCUCUGAGGGAGGCGGGGUGCCGUUCCCUUUUCCCGGCACCAAGAAGGGACUCCGCACCGGUGACCCAGGACUCCCAGCACCACCAUGUGUCCCUGAUGGAAAUCAAGUCAACGCUGGCAACAGACUCCUGGCACCACUCACUGUCACUGGUGCCAAAGAAGAAACAAAAGAAGGUGGACCGGGGGUGCUCUCCAACCCCAAGUUCCACGAGUAAUAGGGAUGCUGUGAGGGUGCGACCUGUGCCAGGCCACUCUGAGGCACCAAUGGCGCAUGCGACACCGUCGACUCCGGCCCUGUAAAGUUUGUUGUUGAGUCCAGUGCCAGUGGACUCCCUUCCCAGGGAAAGCUACUGCAGCACAACAGCCCUGGCUCUACCAUCUAUGCCAGAAUUUUUUGAGGCAGCAAGAGUCCUUUCUCUCCUGAUGCCGCCUUCCCCAGCCUUCCAGGAACUGUUGGUGGCAGCUCCAGCACCGAGGACCCAAGGCAGGCGUCAGCGAAGGGCAAGCUGGCAAAGAUGGCAUGGCACCGGUCCCCUCCAUCGCAGCACCGCUUUCUAGUGCUGGUCGGCACCACCUUGGUCUCCAAGAAGCAAAUCUUCCGACUCUGAUUUGGAAGCAGAGUCCAAUGCUUUGUGCAGGAGCAGACAUCGCUCAGCUCGGCGACACCCGGAGGCAGACAUGGGCCAGGGCAUGAUGCUGGCUGCAUGGCCACGAACACAAUGGCAGCUUGCCACUGCUUCCAGACUUGAUCUCCCAAGAUCGCGGUCUCCUACGUCACCCAAACCUCAAAUCCCGCUACCUCAUGGCUUGGAAGCUCCAGUUUGCAAGGUGUUCUUGAGGCGUAGGAAGCCUUCUACUAGGGCCACAUACCUGGAAAAGUGGAAGCGGUUAUCGGUCUGGUCGACGCAGAAAAGUGUUUUGCCUACGGAAUUAUCACUGUUCUUCAUCCUGGACCACCUGCUCCACUUAAAGCAGGAAUGUCUGAUGGUGUCAUCUAUAAGGGUUCAUCUGCCCACGAAUUUUGUGUUUCACCCCGAGUGAAUGGCCAAUCGGUCUUCUCCAAAGCAAUCUGUGGCUAUUUCUUUAAAGGUCUGGAACGACUGUAUCCACACAUACGACAGCCCCUGCCUCCUUGGGACAUCAAUUUGGUGCUGUCGAGGCUGAUCAGACCUACAUUUGAGCUGCUGGCGAUGUUCUCCCUGCUUUACCUGUCUUAGAAGGUGGCCUUCCUAGUCGCCAUUACUUCUGCCAGAAGGGUCUCUGAGAUCUGAAUGCUUACCUCAGAAUCACCAUAUAUGGUCUCCUUCAAGGACAAGGUACUGCUGUGGCCACACCCAUCUUUCCUGCCAAAGGUGGUCUUGCAAUUUCAUAGUAAUCAGGAUAUCAUUCUGCCAGUCUUCUAUCUGAAGACACACGCUAAUAGGGAAAAACAGAGACUACACUUGCUGGAUAUGAAGCGUGCACCAGGUUUUUACAGAGAGGACCAAACCCUUUAGAAAGUCCACCCAGCUGUUAAUAGCUAUCACGGACAAAAUGAAAAGCUGACCAAUCUCUGCCCAAAGAAUCUUAUCAUGGAUCACCUGUAUCCACACAUAUGACCUAGCAAAGGUCCCAGUUGCUAGGUUGACAGCCCACUCUACAAGAGCUCAAGCAUCAUGGAUAGCGUUUGUGUGGCACAAGUGUCAAUCCAGGAUAUCUGUAGAGUGGCAACAUGGUUGUCGAUCCACAUGUUCAUGACAAAAAGAAAAGGAGUACUUUUGGCACCUUAGAGACUAACCAAUUUAUCUGAGCAUAAGCUUUUGUGAGCUACAGCUCAAUGCAUCCGAUGAAGUGAGCUGUAGCUCACGAAAGCUUAUGCUCAAAUAAAUUGGUUAGUCUCUAAGGUGCUACAAGUACUCCUUUUCUUUUUGCGAAUACAGACUAACACGGCUGCUACUCUGAAACAUGUUCAUGACACACUAUCCUAUCACUUAACAAGCUAGAGAUGACUCAGACUUCAGCUGAGCAGCGCUACAAUCAGCGUGCCAAUGAACUCCAAACCUUCCACCUGCACAACUGUUUCAGAGUCACCUACAUCGGAAUGGACAUGAGCAAGCACUUGAAGAAGAAAAAAUGGUUACUAACUGUCCGUAACUGUUGUUGUUUGAGAUAUGUUGCUAAUGUCCAUUCCAAAAUCUGCCCGCCUUACCCCUCUAUCGGAGUUAGCUGACAAAAAGGAAAUUAGGGGUCGGCGGGAUGCUAUAUACUGCACCAUCAGGGUGCGACUCCAGUGGGCACCAGAGCCUACCCGACCGAUACCACUGAGGGAAAAGCUUUCCGAUGAUGGUGCAUGCAGCAUGUGCACACCUACAUUGGAAUGGACAUGAGCAACACAUUUCUAAGAACAAUUAUGGAAGGUUAGUAACAGGUUUUUAUUUCUUUUCUUAUUUUUUCUUUUUGGAAAAUAAUUCUCAAAGAUAAUCCAACACCUACCCGUAUGAUGAUUUAAUAGGCUUUAUUUUUAGAAAAUUAUUUUAAAUUAGCUUGUACAAUUUUAAAGUCUCUAUAUAGUUUGUAUAGUGAUCAUGCUCUCUAUUCUUUUUAAAAUAUAUUGAGUUUAUAUUAUUUCCAUAAUAAAGGGACCUAUUAAAUUAAUAUUCUGGAUAGAUAGGCAGCUUUGCAACAUUACUGCAAUUUUCUUGUGUCUAGAAUUUAAGCAGAAAUUUGAGAAAGGAGAUUGAUUCUUUAUCAUGUAUAGGCUUUAAAUUAAUUUGACAAUAUUUCAGCAUUUUUACAGGUUUAUGCUAGCUAUUUUCAAAGGUUUUAUAGAGACAUAUAUGUACAGUCAAUACAUGGUUUGAACAGACUUAUUCUUGUAAUAGGCAGAAGUUUUUACAUGUUUUUACCGUACAAUAAGAUUGCAUAGCAUACAGCAUUACUGAAAAUAUUGUCUGAGUGAGGAAUAUGGGGAAAAAGGUAAGUCAGUAAGAUGGUAUAUGUGCUGCUUGUCAUACCUAAAAUUGCAGUUAAGUUUAACAAAUCUCAGCAGGAGGUAUGAUGCCUGUAAGUGUGUGUGUGUGUGUAUUACAUGUGGCUUUAUAGUUUCUAAUAUUGUGAUAUUUUUCCUUCAGAUAUUUCUGCAUUUUGAAUUUAAGUUUAAAUAAACAUAUGGUAACACUUAAAGGUAAGAACAUGUAAAAAUGAUUAUUUGACAAAUAAUGAAUAGAAAUAAUAAUAAAUGGUACAACUAAUAAAUGUUACCAGCUUCUUAAUAGUUGAGCUCAACAGGUAACAAAUAAAAUGACUAUUCUACUACGCUUUCAUUUUAAAGUACGGUACUGAAAUAAUUGUUUUAAAAGUCACUUUCUUAUGCAGUAGUUUUGCACAUGGGGGUGUAUUCAAAUGUCUAUAGGCAUACUUAACUGAUUUACAGUAAAUUCCCUCCCCCAAUUUAUUACACAUUUUAGCAAUGCAGAGUUUGGUCUGGGUGAGAAACCUUGAUUCUGUUCGAUUCAAACAUCAUGAUCAACAUAACUGAGUUCCUAUUGCAGAAUCUUUUUUAUUGGUGAUGUAUGUGUUUAACUCUCAGCUCCCAGAUUGAAUUUGCAGGCUAGCAAUUAGAAAAACAAUGUGUAAUUGUAAGCUAUACAGUUUUGAUCUGAAGUCAUCGAUAAACAAUAAACGUGGAACACUCUCCCUCCCCAUAAUGCAGAUUUUAGAGUCCUGUUUUAGAGUAGAAACCUCACUUUAAAAUAUAUGUAUAUAAAUAUAUAUAUAUAUGGCUUUGUGCUACUUUCUAUAGAAUAAAACUAAAUUCAUUUGAGAAAAGAUCUUUGGAAGGAAGAGCCUUAAUUUGGUAAAUAAUGACAACAUUAACCAUUUGAGUACCUUAACACAUUCAUCUUUAUUUAGUAAAUGGGCACUCAUUAGUAUCUAUAGGCACUCAGUGUGUUUCCUGAACUAUUAGUGGAAUUUUGCCUUAAACAAUUCCCUCAGAUUACUAGAGCAUAGAACUCAAAGGGUUAGUAUUUUAGAAAGAUUUUUAAAAAUUUACAGGUAACAAAAUGAAAAGUAAGGUCUUGAGAAAAUUCCUUUGCAUGCUAUUAUUUUUUUACACUCUGGGAAGAUUUACUAGUCUUCAUCUGAGGUCUUGUUUUUAAUUAACAGACCUAAGUAAUCUACAUAGAGGGAAAAAAAGAAGAACAAUCUUUGUUACCAGUAUUUGUACAAAAUAGUUUUUAUUUAGUACAAAAUUAGUGAGAGAGGUAUACAUUUGUGUGUUUAAUUUGAUGGAUAUGUCCUUGUAAAUCAAAACUUACCAGGACAGUGAAGAAUUUAGUAAAAUGUAGUAAACUUUGCAAUAAUAAGAAUAAAAUAUAUAUCCAGGAUCAGUGUGUUUAUUAACUCUUUAUAUACGUUAAAGAUGCACUAUGCCUUUCAGAAACUGUGGAGAGGGCGUAUUAUUUAAACUGAAAAAUUAAUUGCAACCUAAAAAGUUCAGGCCGAUAAAGUGUAUUGUGAGAAUAAGUAUGCAGGUCUUAAAUUACAUCGGGUCUCUUUCUAAUCAUUCUCUGCUCUCAAGAGAUAUUUGAUGCUACAUCUCUUUGGGAAGGAAGUGUCUCCUACUGUGAAUUUGUACAGUACAGUCUGGGGCCACAAUCCUAAGUGAGACCUCUGGGCACCACUUUAAUACAAAUAAUGACUAAUAAUAAUCAGCCGUAAGCCUUUUUUAUUGUGAAUAGUGCACCUUUAACAGUGCAAUGGUCCAUUUUGAGGAAGAAAAGGAUAUGCUUUCCUGUUUGCAUAUUAACAACAUUUCUCAAAUACUGCAGGGUCUUGCUGUUACCAAUAUCCUGGCCUUAGAUGUACAUUAUAUUGAAAUUAUUAUUUUUAGACAUUUACUUGCAAGUGAAAUAAUGCUAAUAAACUGCAUUAUGACUGUAGAAUUUGAUACGAGUACUAAAUAAACUCUAUGAAUAGCA